AUGGCUACUUCACGUCUAGCUAGGUUUGUGUCAGAGGUUGCUCCGCCUCAAUUCGUGACGGUGAUGAGGAGGCAUAGAGCAGCGAAGCAGAAGCUCGACACAAUCAAAGAAGAGGAGACCUAUAAAGAAGAUUGUUUCGGUGUUGGAAUGAUGAUUAGGUCUAAUAAGAUGAUGUCUAGUACUAAGAUGACAUCAUCUCAUCAUCAAGCUUGUGUUUCUUCCUCUACUUCGGUUUCUAAUUCUGGAUCUACCUCUAAGAAUUUCUUUCUCGAGGUUCGAAGCUCUUUUUCUGUCUUCGAAAACUAA
Microthlaspi erraticum is the source of this 306-nucleotide messenger RNA. The record is from the annotation of a GenBank genome assembly. Lineage: Eukaryota; Viridiplantae; Streptophyta; Magnoliopsida; Brassicales; Brassicaceae.